AUGUUCAGGGCCUGGGUAACGUCGUGUGUCUCAUGCCUCUGGCCCCAGGCGGACCAAGAGAGCCAGAGACCUCAGCCACGACAGCAGAUAGGAGUAGAGCGAGAAAUGGAAAUAUGUCAGAGUCAACCACACCUCGUUCCCCCCAUGAAGCUGGUCUUCUACGGUGACCUGCCCAGCCCAGGAGGUCACGAUCAAUCACGAUCCUCCGCAGCAUUACUACCCCCCUGGGUACAAGAAACCAGGAAUCUGGCGAGUAUGGCAUCGCAGCGGGCGAGUGUCCUCCUUACACGAAAGAAGACUCUGUCCCGGCCAGUCAUCGGUGCACCAACGGACUUUCGCCGGGUCGAACCUAUCGCUCGUCGCCGGUCCUUCCGACCUCUAGAACUCAGUAUUUAUCUACCUGGAAACAGAUUAUCCAAUCUUCCAGAGUUCAGUCAUUUCGAUCUAGAUACACCUGGCCAACUCUCUCCACCCGCAAAAGCACUCAUGUCACCGUUCGAUUCAUCGAGCCAUCUUCGCAGGGACUCUGGUCCAUUCCAACUCUCUCGCAAGCCAGUCGGAUCUGCACCGUCUCGAAGAAGUUCCUUGGCAACUGUCGACUUGCAACUACAGUUAGCACAGAACCAAAGGCAACGACGACAAAGCAUGGAUGCAAUUCUGACAAGUCCACUCAUUCCUCAUUUCUCAAUGGUCAACAUUGCGGAUCGACAUGCAUCUAGCCUUCCAUCUCAAAACAAUCAGCUGGCCACCGACAACGCCAACAUCGAAGAUAGACCCUCCUCUGCUCGCGACUCGGCAGUGCCAACAACCUCAUACACCACCGGCAAAAGACAACCAGGUCAAGCACAGUCCCUUACCCCUACCCCUGCUUCACGCAACCCCACCCUAGCCAUAAUCCAUCAUAGCGCAAAAUCAUCAUCAUCAACCUUCCAAAGUCACAGUCGCAUGCGCACAACCAGCAACUCAACUUCUUCCUCCCGCACUCCUUCAUUAUCAAGCGCGAUCACAGCGGCCACAACCAUUUUCCCUUCUGACAAGGAAAUUGAAGCCCCAUACACUACUACCCUCCCAAUGAUCCCAGCCAGUGUCAAGAAUAGCGUUGUCAUGGAAGAGCCUCAUGUCGUAGACGAGCAGCAUGCUCUCUCCGCAAGAGGGGAAGGAUAUGAAUUUGAUCGGAGAUUUCCUUUAAGUCCGGUUGGGGUUGCGUUCUGA
This is a messenger RNA of Talaromyces marneffei, 1212 nucleotides long. RefSeq lists its product as uncharacterized. Bases 1 to 1212 code for a protein of 403 amino acids. The transcript has 2 exons. NCBI's taxonomy places the organism in Eukaryota, Fungi, Ascomycota, Eurotiomycetes, Eurotiales, Trichocomaceae. The record is from RefSeq and is a predicted model, not a curated record.